Molecule: messenger RNA, 1560 nt
Organism: Seminavis robusta
Lineage: Eukaryota; Bacillariophyta; Bacillariophyceae; Naviculales; Naviculaceae
Source: the annotation of a GenBank genome assembly
AUGUCCAUGAGCACCAUGGAUGGAAGCCACUGCCUCCUUGACGAAAGUAAAACUACUGGUUUAUCGUACAAGGAUCGAUACCUGGCGGAUUUGGUGUCCCUGGAUAUCCCGCAAGAAAUCAUGAAGAAAGCAACGGCCAAGCGACCGCGGGAUACCUCGACGAGUGACAGUCCUACCGGUAGUACUAGUACCGCUAGUAGUGCGACCAAGAAGAAGAAGAAGCCACGGAUCCGGUUGGCCAUUUUGGAUGACGACGAUGAGGUGGUUCAUUCUACAACAACAUCUACUGAAUGUGUUGGUAGUCCAUUGAAUGACUUGCGUCGUUCCUGUCCGGAAGUGAUGUGUCAUAUUUACGCCUAUUUGCCCUUGAUGGAUCGAUUCCAAUUGCGUCAUGUGGAUGCCUUUUGGUGGAACGACCAGACGGCACUGUUUUGUCAAGCACCCGUGGGAGUCUAUGGGCACCACAAUUGGGAACUCCAAGAAGCGUGGGCGUAUGCCAAACGCUACCUGGAAUUCGAUGGGACCAAUCCACUCAGUACCAAACUCUACAAUCCAUCCACGCCGUUGUGGGCUCAGUGGCAAAAGAUACCCCGCAUUUGUGUCACCCCACAAGGCAUGGCACGAUUUUAUAGUAGCAAGACACAACAGUACGAUAUUGACGUCCACCAUGGCAAAACGUAUCAAGAAUUGGCCAAUCUCAUUGCCCAAGGCACAUUUGCCCAUCUCAAGGCAACCAAAGAUUAUCGAACCAAUCUGGAAAAGGAAAUUCAAACAGUCAAUAGAGUCUGUCGAAACAAACACAAAGACAUGCAAAAAGUCGAGCGCCACAUUCUACACGCCAACACAACGUCCAAUGGAUUCGCCAUGCUAUUCCGUUUGUUUCAACAACACAAACGCUUGACCAUCUACACGACACCCUUUUUCAGAACCACCGAACGUCGUUAUCACGAUUUGGCCAAACAAAAACGAUUUCCCUAUCAAUUCAUUGUUACUAACAACGACAAUCAAAAAGAAGAAAAGAUUUCCCUCCAAUCACUCCGUCCCGGUGUCAAACUCUGUUGGAAACACCCCGACACUGGCACUGUCACGCGCCAAUUCCUCAAACAAUGCGAACGAUGUCACAAAUGGACCGAUACCGUGCGAGCGGAAACCUGUGGCAAGAUUUCCCAUUGUCAUUAUCGAACCGAUGUCUGUGCCAAAUGUACUACCAAACGAACCUGCGUGGCGUGUGGCACCGAUCACUGUGGCAUUUGCAGUCGGCACGCCAUUGUGACGUGCGCUUCACCAAAGUGUCGCCAUACCCUGUGCAGUUUGGAAUCUUCGUCAACAACAGCAUGUGGAUAUGUCAUGCCGCUGCCCAGUCACUUUGAGACGCAAGCCGACUAUUGGGAAUGGUUGGUCGCCGAGCACCGGGCUCCGAGAAGAACCAGUCACGUCUAUUGUCCGCACCACAAACCGGACGGAGCGUUGCCCCUUCCACCCAAGGCGGUCGCACUGGAACGUCAGCGACGAGGGGAACCCAUCUUUGUUACCACCGAGAACACCGAAACAAACGACUAA